This is a messenger RNA of Candidozyma auris, 1359 nucleotides long. RefSeq lists its product as uncharacterized. Lineage: Eukaryota; Fungi; Ascomycota; Pichiomycetes; Serinales; Metschnikowiaceae. The transcript has a single exon. Bases 1 to 1359 code for a protein of 452 amino acids. The record is from RefSeq and is a predicted model, not a curated record.
AUGAGCAAAAACGACGAUGUGAUGGACUUCAUCAACUCGCUUCCAGAUCUGCACCCGGGCACGCCAGCGCCGGGCGACUCGUCUAACGCUGGCAACGACGACUUUUUGGAGUUUCUUGACGAGUUGUCUGCCCAUGAGAGCGCUACACCUUCAAAGGCGAAGCUUGGCCCAAAAAAAGAGAAAAAAACCGACAUUGAGAAAAGAAUGUCCUCAAGUAGCACGCCCGUCGUGAAAGCACAGCAAAAUGAACCCGAAAGUGCUACUUCUACACCUACACCUAAACCUAAAGAAGACAUUUCACUUCUCAAUGAAAAAAGCGCCAGUGUGGAGUGGCAGGAGAAAAUUGAGGAGGCUGCGCAAAUGCCAGACCCAUUUGCGUCGUUGUCUCUGUGGUGGUCAUCUGAGGGUUCGAAAAAGGCGCUGUCGUUGUGGGGCUCUUUGACGUCCAAUGCGCUGCAAUUGGGUGAACAAACUUACCAAUUGGCGUCGAAAACAUCGCAGGAGCUUAGCCACUCAAGACAGAAGCUUUUGAAGGAAAACCCGAAGUUGGAAAAUGACCAGGUUUCCCACAUCACCUCUAGACUCAACUCCAUACUCACAACAGUUUCCCAGCAAAUCAAGGAUGGGCUCAUGGACCGUGAGGAUGAGUUGUUGAAUAUCAUGCUCGUGUAUGACGUGUCCAACAUGGACUUCUUGGAUAAAGUGUGUGCAGCCAAGUUCAACAGGGUGAUGUCUCAAGUGGAGGGAGGCAUCAAAGUCACAGUGAGUAACUUCAACCACCGCCAUGAGCCGAAAGAAAGUCUGGGACCAUAUUAUGAUUUGGAUAUAUUCUUUGGCAAGAUGAUUGAUGGAGAAAAGUUGUGCUAUGCCAAUCUCGAUUCCUCAAUCAAGGAUUACCUCAGGAUCACCGAGCUGGAAAAUACCGACCACAAGGAUUUAAAAGAUGCAGAGGAGAGGCUAAUGGCAAGAGAUGGUGACUUGGAUAUAAACAGCAGCAAUGUGUUCAUUGCAAUUCAGCCUAUCAGUACCGGAACCUCCGAUAAGCUCAAAGAGAUUCAAAAGGAAUCUUCUGGUGGCCCUGUACUUAUUGACACGACCAACAAUGAAUCGUUUGCAUUUGCAUUGAUUUUGAAGGAUAUCACCAACAAAAUCACCAUCUCCACAAAGUCUCAGCCGUUCCCCUUGAAGUGGGCUCGCUGGGUGGCGGGUGACAGGAGAGACGUGGAGGAGUAUUUCGGCAGUGACAAUGACGAGGCAGUCGAUCCAAGCGAGUGGGUUAAGGAAUGGAUUCAAGAGGGUCUCUCGCUCAGUCUUGCUGUUUUGGCACAAGAGUACGUCACCAAGAGAAUGGGCAUAUAA